Molecule: messenger RNA, 711 nt
Organism: Colletotrichum chrysophilum
Lineage: Eukaryota; Fungi; Ascomycota; Sordariomycetes; Glomerellales; Glomerellaceae
Exons: 2
Coding region: 1-711 (236 amino acids)
Source: RefSeq, a predicted model, not a curated record
AUGCAGUAUUCCGUUUCUAACGUGUGGUCUGUUGCACUUUGGGGUGCGUUCGCCAUCCACGCUGUCACAGCACAGAAUGGGAAAGACCUCCUGCCGGGAGACAAGGACGUGUGGCAGGGUAUGAAGGGCGUCGAUGCUUGGCGCCUCCCCUCUGAUACGGUCAAGACCGGAGGCAAAGACGGUUCAGUGACCCUUAAGGGCUCUAAAGAUCGCGUGCGUUGCGGUGUUGUCCCUUACGACAAAGACGGCAACGUUUGGAUGAUUCCGGCGAAUGGCAACUUCGACCAGGUCGGCUACAUCCUGCCUCGGGGAGGCUACGACUCACGCCACGACACCACGCUCGCUGAUUGUGUGGUGCGGGAGGCGAAGGAGGAGGGCGGCCUCGUUAUUGACGUCAAGUCUCUAGUCCCUCUUGGGCGCAGCAAUCAUGGGUCGGUGUACUGGUACAAAGGCAGCGUGACGAAGCAUGUCAAGCCGACAGAGCCUCGGCCCCAGCCCCCGAAAGCGUUCAAGCUCAACGACGCGCGCAAGGAGAUGCAGAAGCCGGCCAGCAACCCCAAGAAGAAGGCGGACAUGCGGAUGGCUCUCCAUACCUCCGUCUCCGCGGACGACUCCAAGAAUUAUCGAUCGACAUUCAAGCCACUGGAGCGAGGUGGCCCGAGCAGACCGGCUGGUGGCCAAGGCAGCCGCCAAACGAAGCCUACCCGGUGA